This is a messenger RNA of Salpingoeca rosetta, 1814 nucleotides long. RefSeq lists its product as uncharacterized. NCBI's taxonomy places the organism in Eukaryota, Choanoflagellata, Craspedida, Salpingoecidae. Gene Ontology annotation, cellular component: cytosol; intracellular membrane-bounded organelle; membrane. The transcript has 12 exons. The coding region runs from base 20 to 1279 and encodes 419 amino acids. The record is from RefSeq and is a predicted model, not a curated record. Gene Ontology annotation, molecular function: sterol binding.
CCGAAAUUGACCUGCCAAGAUGGAGAAAUACGCGCUGUACUCAAAGCCCAAGGAUGAGACGGACCUGGAUGACACAUUGAAACAAUGGCAUGGUGAAGUGCGGGAGACCAUCCCGUUGCCACGACCAAAAGCCGGAUCUGGUUUCUGGGCCGCUCUCAAAUCCGCCAUCGGCAAGGACAUCACGCACGUGUCCAUGCCGGUGCACUUCAACGAGCCAAUCAGCUUCCUUCAAAGAUUGACAGAGGAUCUGGCCAGCUCAGACGUGCUCGACAACGCCGCAAAGCAAACAGACAGCCUGAAGCGCCUGGCGUAUGUGGCCGCGUUUUCCUGCUCCAUGUAUGCCUCGUCUGGCACGGGGUUCAGGAAUUACAAGCCCUUCAACCCGCUGCUUGGCGAAACGUACGAGUGCGUGCGGCCUGAUCUCGGGUUUCGCUGCAUAUGCGAGCAGGUGAGCCACCACCCGCCCAUCUCUGCGAUGCACGCGGAGUCUGCGAGCGGGUGGGUGGUCAAGCAGGAGUACCAGGGCGUCGUCAAGUUCCGCAACGUCAUGCGGGUGAUCCCGCACGGUAUUGCGAGCGUAGAGUUCCCGGAAGACAAUGAACGGUACACGUUUACAAAGCAGACGCUUGUGGUGCACAACAUCAUGUUUGGGCGUAUGUGGGUUGACCACGAGGGGACAGUGACCAUCACCAACCACCGUACGGGUGAGACGUGUGAUAUGGUGUGGUCGCCCUACUCCUCCGUCGGCAAGCGCUACUUCAACCUCCACGGGUAUGUGAAGGAUGCGGAGGGGCGGGUGCAGUACACGAUCAACGGGCGGUGGGACGAGGGCCUUGUUCUCAUCCCGGGCGAGGUGCAGUGGGCACACCUCAGAGACUCAACCCAGCUCAAGGAUGACAGCUUUGAGCGGUUGUGGACGGCGCCCCCAAUUCCGCCAGACUGCAAGGAGAAAUACGGCAUGACCACGUUCUCCAUGUCACUCAACAACAAGGAGGAUAACGUGUGUCCGACGGACAGCCGCCUGCGCCCGGACCAGCGCUUACUUGAAGACGGCGACAUGCAGACCGCAUCAGAUACAAAACGCGCUCUCGAGGAGAAGCAGCGUGCUGCGCGAAAGGCACGAGAAGCCGAGAAAGAGCAGCACACGCCACGCUGGUUUCAGCUGGUGGAGGACCCAGAGACAGACAGGACGUGGUUCACGUACAAGGGCAGCUACUGGGACGAUAAGGCCCAGGGCAAGUUUGCAAACAAGGCGGAUUACCCAGACAUUUACGUUUAGCCGUUCCUCCCAACACAGCUGCUCCGCUAGCUCCUGCACAAUGACAACACACACACACACACACACACACACACACACACACACACACACACACACACACACACACGACCACGUUCACAUAGAUGCACAAACAAGACACGACCGCACGCUCUCUCUCUCACUCACCAUUCAUUGGACUAGCUUGCUCGCUUGUCGUCCCGCGUCUUCGUGUUGUUUGUCGAUUUGUUGUUUCGGACCCUUGUUACGUGUUUUAGCUGGCGUGCUUGUUGCCUCGCUGUCAUGUAUUUUUCUGUUUCUCUUCUGCACGCCCUUUGCGCUUCGCUCGUUCUUUCUUCUUUUUACAACAUGUCGAAGUGAUCUGCCAGGCACCAGCUUUCAAUACGAACGAAUGCAACGCGUGGAGCGGCACACCGAAGUACACACACGCACACACACACACACACACAUAAUCGUCUUGCUCGCUAACUUGUCUGCUUCAGCACAUGAAAGAUGUCAUCAUUUACUUGCAAAACGAAUCAAAGAAACAGGAAUCAAG